AUGAAAAGUUUAGCUAUACUUAUCUUACUCUGCCUAAGUAUUUAGAUGUUUGUUUGCAAAAACGAAACAUUUGAUAGAAAUUAAAGAAUUCUUAGAGAACUCGCUGAAACUUAAGAAACUUGCUUAUAUGUGUUAUUAGAUGCUGGAUCAUCAAGUACUAAAAUUAGACUCUAUAAAUCUGUAUGCAGAAGAUCUUCUUAAAUUCCCUAACUUGAAGCUCUUCCUAUCCCCAAGGACAAAGAUAACAAAGAUGUAUUCCCUGAUAAAAUAAUUGUCAAUAAAGAUGCUGUAGCACUCACUGAAGUUGAUUUAAAUGAAACUGCCUUCACUGAUCAUUUCAAUAUAGCUUUUAAAAUCAUCAGCGACAUGAAAUAAUUCUAUAAAUUCGAUGUCAAGCCUUUCUUAUUUUUGAGAGCCACUGCAGGUCUUAGACAAGUCCCAUAACAAUAGUAAGAACAAAUUUUGAAUCUCGUAAGAACAGUUUUUAGAAAAUAAGAUAGCUUCUAUUUCUUAGAUGAUUCUUGGGUCAAAGUUAUCACUGGAGAAGAAGAGGGUUUAUUCUUAUGGCUUUCUGUUAACUAUGCCUACUAACAUAUUAAGCACUCAAAUAAUUAGUAAUUUGAUAUUCAGAAAACUGUCGCAGUUAUUGAUAUUGGUGGUGCUUCUGCUUAAACUGCCUUUUAUAAUACUUUAAACAAUAAACUCAUUGAUUUACCUGAAAAAACUAGAAUUUAGAUUUAUUCUAACACAACUUUAGGAUAUGGAAAUGAUAGAAUCAUAGCAUCUAUAUUAGAAAGUACUUAAACCGCAAGUUGCUUCUAAAAGACUGAUGGUUUCAUUGGAAAAGUUUUUAACAAGAAUACAAAAUUAGAAGUUGAUGUAACUGGUAAUUAUGAUUUUGUAAAAUGCACAAAUGCUUUGUUGAGCAUAAUGAAAAUUACUGACUGCUCAUACACAGAAUUUAACUCAGAAUUUAACUGUAGCAAAUCUUCAAUAUAACAAAAACUAACUGGCCAAAAAUAAAUUAUUGGAGCAAGUUCUAUUUUUUACGCCAAAAGUGAUUUAUUCAAAAAACUUGGUAAGUAAGGUGAUACCUUCAAAUUAAAAGAAUUUAGAGAAUAAGUUAAAGAUUUCUGUUCUGAAGGUCUAACUUAGCAGUCAUAUUAAAAGAAAUAAUUUACUACUUGCUUAUAAAUGAUGUGGGUUAGCACAUUCUUAAUUGAUGGAUUAGGUCUUUUAAACGAUGAAGUGACAGCUAUCUCAAAAUAUAACAACUAUAAUAUAGAUUGGUCUCUUGGAUCUUUGAUUUAUGAUAUCAAUACUUUGCAAUGUGACUAUCUUGAUAUGAAUUAAUGUAUUGAUCAAAUUACAAUAACUGAUGCUAGUAAUAUUAACAAAGAUGGACAAACAAAUAAUGUUUUUAAUAACUCAUUGAUUAUUAAUUUCUCACUAUUAAUUUUAGUGAUAGCUAAUCUCUUGAUUUGA
Molecule: messenger RNA, 1485 nt
Organism: Tetrahymena thermophila SB210
Lineage: Eukaryota; Ciliophora; Oligohymenophorea; Hymenostomatida; Tetrahymenidae
Product: GDA1/CD39 nucleoside phosphatase family protein
Exons: 4
Biological process (GO): nucleoside diphosphate catabolic process
Cellular component (GO): membrane
Molecular function (GO): nucleoside diphosphate phosphatase activity
Source: RefSeq, a predicted model, not a curated record